AGCGCUGCGGGUUAUUGUCAGAUAGAACGCGGUGGCGUGAACAUCACAUCAAGUACCAACAACUAAUGAGAGCCAAGAACAGCGAUUAUUGAAAUAGAAAACUCUCCUCUUGCUCCGCGUUCGUGUGCGUGUUUGUGUGUGUGUUCUUUUGGGAUUUCCCGCGUUCUGUGACCAUAAAAAAUAUUGGCACUCGGCCCAAGUUGGACAAUACGCUGCCACUGCCAAAUCGUCGAGCUAGACAACUGCCGGAAAUGCGAAAGUGAAAGCGGUCGCCCAUCGUGACACAAAAGAAAAGUAAUCAGACGUCCCGUAAUAUGUCUUCCACGCUCAAGUCGCAGCAACUGCCGCUGAGCAUUCCCAGCCACAGCGGCGGCAUGUACGUCAAGACGGCACCAUCGUUGCCGGGCAAGGCAUUCGAGGAGAACACUUGCUACGGCGCCUUUAUGUCGCCCCCGCUGAGUGCCACAAUUGGAGGCGGGUCGGCGAAUCGGAACGACACCUUUCGGGCCCCACUGAAGGUGGAGGCAGCCGACAGCGGCGGCUACAACAACUUCACUGGCGGUGAGCUGCAGUUUCCGGACUUUUCGCACCUUUGCUUUGCCGCUGAGACACCCAAUUCGGUGUUCAGCGACUGCCACAACUAUGUGGGGCAGGAUCAGGACUUUGAUCAGGAUCAGGAUGACAUUGUGUGCGCCGCGGCGGAUCACACGGGCAUGCCGUACCAGCAGGGCCAGUACACACAGCUCAACCGGGAGGAUAUCUUCCGCUUCGAGCCGGAGGACAUUGCCCGACUGACCGGAGAGCCCGACUUCUCCGGACUGAUGCAGCCACAGCCGCCGACGCCCUACACUCCCUACACGCCCUGCAGCGCCCAGUCCAGCCAGGUGCCGGUCGAUGCCGCGUCUUUGGCGGCCUCGCAGGCCGACUCCAUUAAUCUGGAUAUUGAUUAUUUUAAUUAUGACGAAAUUAAUUGCCAAUCGAAAAACCAAUCACCGUGCUCAUCACCGCACCUGGACGCCUGGUUGAAUUUCAAUCUCGGCGAGAUGCCAGUCACUGCCACGGCAGACACAGACACAGCCACAGCCACGUCCGCGGCAGCCGCCGCCACAUCAUCGCCCAAACUGUGCAACAUGUACGAUGGCCUCCUGCUGCAGCAACACAUCAAGCAGGAGCAGGGGCACGAGCCGGAGCAGGAGCCCUCGCCCACCAAGCUGCCAUCGAUGAGCUCCACAUUCGGGACACCCAAAUGCAUUCCCAUGUGCGCCAGCAAUUUCGAUGAUUACUCGAAUCUCUAUUGCGGCCCGGGGGCGGCACAGUACGCGGCCGAAAAUUAUCAAAAUAAUAUGUCGCACGCCAUCGAAAAGCCGAACCGUGAACACAAAAUCAUCUGGACCAUUGACGAGCUCGACGAACUGAUGCUGGGCGACGGCAAUCAGCAGCCGCCGCAAUGCCAAAGUACCAAAUCCGAUAUGGCUAAUUACUUUGCGGAUGAGUUGAUCAAAAGUGAGUCAGCCAUGGGUGUGGGCAUGGGCAUGGACAGCGAGGAUGAUGACAAUGAGAACGAGGAAGACACGGAAACCCACGAUGGGCUCGACAAUGAGGUGUUCGCCCAGCCGUCGGUCUGCGAGCUCAAGCCGGAGAGCUGCUGCGAUGCGGAGGCUGAGGCUGAGGCCGAGGCGGAGGCGGAACCACUGCCACUCAUCUGUCGCUGGACCGGCUGCAAUGUGGAGUUCCCCCACCAGCAGGCCUUCGUGGAGCAUAUCGAGAAGUGUCACGUGGAUGUGCGCAAGGGAGAGGAUUUCUCCUGCUUCUGGCUGGACUGUCCCCGUCGCUACAAGCCGUUCAAUGCCCGCUACAAAUUGCUCAUUCACAUGCGUGUCCACAGCGGCGAGAAGCCGAAUAAAUGUCCGUUUCCCGGCUGCAAUAAAGCAUUCUCGCGUUUGGAAAAUUUGAAAAUUCAUCAGCGCUCGCACACGGGGGAGCGGCCUUAUGGCUGUCAGUAUAAAGGCUGCCUCAAAGCGUUCAGCAAUAGUUCGGAUCGGGCGAAACAUCAAAGGACCCACUACGACACGAAACCGUAUGCCUGCCAGCUGCCGGGAUGCACCAAGCGCUACACGGAUCCCUCCAGCCUGCGCAAACAUGUCAAGAAUCACGCGCUGCGCAAUGCCAAUGGACAGCUGGUGCGCCGCAAAUCUGCCGGCGGCGGCGGUGGUGGCCCAUCGAAUGCCUGCAGCAAGAAGGCGGCCAAAACACGCCGUCACUCGGAAUCGGCACUGGCCCAGGCCCAAGCCCAAGCCCAGGCCCAGGCCCAGGCUGUGUGCGGUGGUGCGCCCUUAGGUGCGACGACAGGUGCGGCCACAGGUGACCAGCAGCAGCAGCGGCAGCACCGCAGCAAUAGUUGCAGCGAUUCGAUGCUUCACUUUGAGAAUGGGCCAACGACUGCGGACAGGACCAACCGCAAUGGCUGCGGCAAUGUUGCAGCUAAUAACAAUUCAAUGAACUUUAAUGAGUUGUCAAAUUGCAUUGUCAUCAUUGAGCACAAUCAGAAUGAAGCAACAACGGGAGUGGGAGCAGGAGCAGGAGCAACCACAGCAGUACAGACAUCAGCAUCGGCAACGGCAACGGCAGCAACAACAUAUGCUCUUUACGAUGCAACCGGCAACAUGGCGCCCGCAACGGAAACGGAUGCGCUGAGCGUUUGCAGCAGCAAUAGCAACAAUUACAACAAUGGCUACAGCGACAGCCAUGAAAAUAUUAAUCAAUUAAGCGAGCUCGAACAACUGCUGACAUCAACGAAUGGACGCAGCCCCAUCCCCAGUCCCAGUCCCAGUCCCAGCCCCAGUGCGAUAAGGCACAAUGCGAAGCCGGCAGUUGCCUCAGCCGCUAAUGGGAUUAGCAGCGUGGCUGCCACACAGGGGGGCAGGGCCGGCAAAUGCCAUUUGAGCGAGUUUGUGUCGUUCGAGUACGUGACAAAGUACAUCGCGGACUCGUACGCGGAUGCAGCCACAUGCAAGAGCCCAGCAGUUAAUUUACAUUUACAGUCGGAGUUUGAUAAUAAUUUCGAUAUGCUGGACUUGCAGGAGUUCAUCUAAGGUUAGACAUUAAGUUUGAUUAGGUUUACAGUAGUUCUAGCUAGCGCCCACCAAAAGUCAGCAAUUCUAUAUCCAAAGAUCUCAGUGCCUGAGCCCUUGAAAGAAGCCAAUCCAACUA
Messenger RNA from Drosophila subobscura, 3210 nucleotides. RefSeq lists its product as uncharacterized. Bases 315 to 3092 code for a protein of 925 amino acids. The transcript has 3 exons. Gene Ontology annotation, cellular component: nucleus. Gene Ontology annotation, molecular function: RNA polymerase II cis-regulatory region sequence-specific DNA binding; DNA-binding transcription factor activity, RNA polymerase II-specific. Gene Ontology annotation, biological process: regulation of transcription by RNA polymerase II. The record is from RefSeq and is a predicted model, not a curated record. Lineage: Eukaryota; Metazoa; Arthropoda; Insecta; Diptera; Drosophilidae.